AUGGAUCUCGUCAACAAUCUCAACGACCGACUUCUCUUCGCCGUCCCCAAGAAGGGCCGACUCUACGAGAAGGCCGUGGAGCUGCUCAAGGGCUCGGACAUCCAGUUCCACAGACACAACCGACUGGAUAUCGCUCUUUCCACCAACCUGCCUCUGGCUCUGGUGUUCCUGCCUGCUGCCGAUAUCCCCCGAUUCGUCGGAGAGGGUCGGGUUGCUCUUGGAAUCACCGGAAUCGACCAGGUCCGAGAGGCCAAGAUGGAUGUCGAGAACGCCCUUGAUCUGAACUUUGGCUCGUGUAAGCUGCAGGUCCAAGUGCCCGAGAAGGGCCCCUACACCGACCCCAAGCAGCUGAUCGGAAAGAGCAUUGUCACUUCCUUCACCUCUCUGGCCGAGGAGUACUUUGCCGAGCUGGAGGGCGUCCCCGUCAAGGACAUUACCACCAACAUCAAGUUUGUCGGAGGCUCUGUGGAGGCCGCCUGUGCCCUGGGAGUUGCCGACGGUAUCAUCGAUCUGGUCGAGUCCGGAGAGACCAUGCGAGCUGCCGGUCUUAAGCCCAUUGCCACUGUGCUCGAGACGUCUGCCUCUCUGAUUGUGUCCAAGAAUCCCUCUCACCCCGAGCUGGUCCAGAUGAUCAAGAGCCGAAUCGAAGGUGUUCUUGCCGCCAACAAGUACGUUCUGUGCAACUACAACGCUCCCAGAGACAAGCUAGACGCUCUUCUCAAGAUCACACCCGGCCGAAGAGCCGCCACCGUGUCUCCUCUGGACGACGAGGGAUGGUGCGCCGUUUCCUCCAUGGCUGAGAAGAAGAAGAUUGCCCAGAUUAUGGACGAGCUGAAGAAGGAGGGUGCUAGUGACAUUCUGGUGUUUAGCAUUUCCAACUGUCGUGUUCAAGCAUCAUUGGGCGAUCGAAUUGGAGGACUGGAUGCGGAACCUAAGUCAAUCUGGCUCAAGAGAAUCUCGAUGGAUUCACACCACAACUGUACAAUAAGUACCGCUUGUACACCACCUGUAUGUAUAGAUAUGAAUAGAUGA
Molecule: messenger RNA, 1032 nt
Organism: Yarrowia lipolytica CLIB122
Lineage: Eukaryota; Fungi; Ascomycota; Dipodascomycetes; Dipodascales
Biological process (GO): L-histidine biosynthetic process
Cellular component (GO): cytoplasm
Molecular function (GO): ATP phosphoribosyltransferase activity; magnesium ion binding
Source: RefSeq, a predicted model, not a curated record